GCCGGGGCGGGCGAGCAGCGGCGCGGCCGCGGGCCAUGGACGCGGCGGCGACGGUGGCGGCGGCGGGGGCGAGCCGGGGCGGCGGCGCGGCGCAGAGUCCGCCCGCGGCCAGGUGAGGCUGGGCUGAGCGGGCUCGGGCGCCGCCGCCACUGCUGCUGCUGCCUGGCCGCGGAGCGAGGCGGCGGCGGCGGCGGCUGAAGCGGCGCCGCAGCAGCCGCGCCAAGCAGCGGCGGCCUCGGAGGAAGAGGGGUCGCCGCCCGGGGUUCUUGUGGCCGCCUCUCGUCGUCGCAGUAUUUCCUGUUCGGAUUAUCUUUUGCUUUCCCCCAGCUGCCUCCUUGCCCUCACACUCCCACUCCUCCGUUUCCGCGGUCGAAACUGCCCUCGGCCCCGGGUAGUCUGCCCCGUCCGGGGACCCCCGUGCCUCCCCUCCUGGGCUGCGGGGGAGCCCCUCCGAGACCAUGAGGAAAUUCAACAUCAGGAAGGUGCUGGACGGCCUGACCGCCAGCUCGUCCUCGGCGUCGCAGCAGCAGCAGCAGCAGCAGCAUCCGCCUGGGAACCGGGAGCCAGAGAUCCAGGAAACGCUCCAGUCCGAGCACUUUCAGCUCUGCAAGACUGUUCGCCAUGGAUUUCCCUAUCAACCCUCAGCCCUGGCCUUUGAUCCUGUACAGAAGAUCCUGGCAGUAGGAACUCAGACUGGUGCUUUAAGGCUCUUUGGUCGUCCAGGAGUAGAAUGUUAUUGCCAGCAUGACAAUGGAGCUGCAGUAAUCCAGCUCCAGUUCCUGAUUAAUGAGGGAGCUCUUGUGAGUGCCUUGGCUGAUGACACCUUACACUUAUGGAAUUUGCGUCAGAAGAGGCCUGCCAUACUACAUUCGCUUAAAUUUUGCCGAGAAAGGGUUACAUUUUGCCAUCUGCCUUUCCAGAGUAAGUGGCUCUAUGUGGGCACUGAACGAGGUAAUAUACAUAUUGUCAAUGUGGAGUCCUUCACACUCUCAGGCUACGUCAUUAUGUGGAAUAAAGCCAUUGAACUGUCAUCUAAAUCUCACCCAGGACCUGUGGUCCAUAUAAGUGAUAAUCCAAUGGACGAGGGAAAGCUUUUGAUUGGCUUUGAAUCUGGAACAGUAGUUUUAUGGGACCUCAAAUCAAAGAAAGCUGACUACAGAUACACAUAUGAUGAGGCUAUCCACUCUGUUGCUUGGCAUCAUGAAGGAAAACAGUUUAUUUGCAGUCAUUCAGAUGGCACCUUGACUAUAUGGAAUGUGAGGUCCCCUGCUAAACCUGUACAGACAAUCACUCCACAUGGAAAACAGUUAAAGGAUGGGAAGAAGCCAGAACCAUGCAAACCUAUCCUCAAGGUGGAAUUCAAAACGACUAGAUCUGGGGAGCCUUUUAUUAUUUUAUCAGGAGGUUUGUCAUAUGAUACUGUAGGAAGAAGACCUUGCUUAACAGUGAUGCAUGGGAAAAGCACUGCUGUGCUAGAAAUGGACUAUUCAAUUGUGGAUUUUCUAACGUUAUGUGAAACACCAUACCCAAAUGAUUUUCAAGAACCAUAUGCUGUAGUUGUUCUUCUAGAAAAGGAUUUAGUACUUAUAGACCUUGCACAAAAUGGAUAUCCUAUAUUUGAAAAUCCCUACCCUUUGAGUAUACAUGAGUCCCCUGUUACAUGUUGCGAAUAUUUUGCUGAUUGUCCUGUGGACCUUAUUCCUGCACUUUAUUCUGUUGGAGCUAGACAGAAACGUCAAGGUUACAGCAAAAAGGAAUGGCCCAUCAAUGGAGGUAAUUGGGGUUUGGGUGCUCAAAGUUACCCAGAAAUAAUUAUUACAGGGCAUGCUGAUGGUUCAGUUAAAUUCUGGGAUGCUUCUGCAAUAACCCUACAAGUAUUAUAUAAACUAAAGACAUCUAAAGUAUUUGAAAAGUCAAGAAAUAAAGAUGACAGGCCAAACACAGACAUUGUAGAUGAAGAUCCAUAUGCCAUUCAGAUCAUCUCCUGGUGUCCAGAAAGUAGAAUGCUGUGCAUAGCUGGAGUUUCAGCUCAUGUCAUUAUUUAUAGAUUCAGCAAGCAGGAAGUAAUCACAGAAGUUAUUCCGAUGCUCGAAGUUCGAUUAUUAUAUGAGAUAAAUGAUGUGGAAACUCCAGAGGGUGAGCAGCCACCACCUUUGCCAACACCCGUGGGAGGGUCCAACCCUCAGCCCAUUCCUCCUCAGUCUCAUCCGUCUACCAGUAGCAGUUCAUCUGAUGGGCUUCGUGAUAAUGUACCUUGUUUAAAAGUUAAAAACUCACCACUUAAACAGUCUCCAGGUUAUCAGACAGAACUGGUUAUUCAGUUGGUUUGGGUGGGUGGAGAACCACCACAACAAAUAACCAGCCUGGCAGUCAACUCUUCCUAUGGACUGGUGGUUUUUGGCAACUGCAAUGGCAUUGCUAUGGUUGACUACCUUCAGAAAGCAGUGCUGCUCAACCUGGGCACUAUUGAAUUAUAUGGCUCUAAUGAUCCUUAUCGGAGAGAACCCCGAUCUCCUCGUAAAUCUCGACAACCUUCAGGAGCCGGUCUGUGUGAUAUUAGUGAAGGGACUGUUGUUCCAGAGGAUCGCUGCAAGUCUCCAACUUCUGGUUCUUCAUCACCACACAAUUCAGAUGAUGAACAAAAAAUGAAUAAUUUUAUAGAAAAGGUGAAGACCAAAAGCAGAAAGUUUUCCAAGAUGGUAGCCAAUGAUAUAGCAAAGAUGUCAAGGAAGUUAAGCUUACCUACUGACCUAAAGCCUGAUUUAGAUGUAAAGGAUAACUCCUUUAGCCGAUCACGGAGUUCAAGUGUAACAAGCAUUGACAAAGAAUCCCGAGAAGCGAUCUCCGCUCUUCAUUUCUGUGAAACAUUUACUCGAAAGACGGACUCUUCCCCUUCCCCUUGUCUAUGGGUUGGAACAACGCUAGGAACAGUGCUUGUCAUUGCACUGAACCUUCCCCCAGGGGGAGAACAAAGACUUCUUCAGCCAGUAAUUGUGUCUCCAAGUGGUACUAUAUUGAGGUUAAAAGGUGCAAUCUUGAGAAUGGCAUUUCUGGAUACCACAGGCUGCUUAAUACCACCUGCAUAUGAACCCUGGAGAGAACACAAUGUUCCUGAAGAAAAAGAUGAAAAGGAGAAACUGAAAAAACGGCGGCCUGUCUCAGUAUCCCCCUCCUCUUCUCAGGAAAUUAGUGAAAACCAGUAUGCAGUGAUAUGUUCUGAAAAGCAAGCAAAAGUAAUCUCACUGCCAACCCAGAACUGUGCUUAUAAGCAAAAUAUUACAGAGACCUCAUUUGUGCUUCGUGGAGAUAUUGUAGCAUUGAGUAACAGUAUCUGCCUUGCUUGUUUCUGUGCCAAUGGACAUAUAAUGACUUUUAGUUUGCCAAGUUUAAGACCUCUAUUGGAUGUGUAUUACUUGCCCCUUACCAAUAUGCGGAUAGCCAGAACGUUCUGCUUUACCAACAAUGGACAAGCAUUAUACCUUGUUUCACCUACAGAAAUCCAGAGACUUACUUAUAGUCAAGAGACCUGUGAAAAUCUUCAGGAAAUGUUAGGUGAACUCUUCACUCCUGUAGAAACACCUGAAGCACCAAACAGGGGAUUCUUUAAAGGCUUAUUUGGAGGUGGUGCACAGUCUCUUGACAGAGAAGAAUUAUUUGGAGAAUCGUCCUCGGGAAAGGCUUCAAGGAGCCUUGCACAGCAUAUUCCUGGCCCUGGUGGCAUUGAAGGUGUGAAAGGGGCAGCCUCUGGAGUUGUCGGUGAAUUAGCACGAGCCAGGUUGGCACUAGAUGAAAGAGGACAGAAACUUGGCGAUCUGGAAGAAAGAACUGCGGCCAUGUUAUCAAGCGCAGAGUCAUUUUCUAAACAUGCGCAUGAGAUUAUGUUGAAAUACAAAGAUAAGAAGUGGUACCAGUUCUGACAACCAGAAUCCAAUAAGUCCAACUUCAGCCAGAAGGAAAAAAAGUUUUCCGUUUUUAUUACAUUAUUUAGAAAAGUUAACUUUAAAGGGAUGUUCGUCACUGAAUACUGUUCUUUCCUAGCACAAUCAUGCACUGUUUUACCUCAGUCAUGUGGCUUUAACUGAGGAGUGUUCACACGCACUCGAAAUGGAGUAUAUGAUGUGUGCCAGUUAUGAGUUGACAAUUUGGGAAUUAAACAGGUCACACGUGACAAAUGAAGAAACCAAGGGGGAUUCUGAGGAGACCUGGUGCAGGGACUAAUCCUGGAUCAUUCCUGUAUUAAACUUUCAUAUGCCAAAAGGAUUUGUGCCAUUUUAUCUGCCGUCAGUGUUUGACCUGUUUGGGGCAGAGGCAAUAAGUCGGAAGUUUUGAAGCUGAAAUAGUUAUAUGUGUGUCAUUGGACUGGAUUAUAAGCAGCUGUCUUGGACUUUCCCUCUCUUAACACUGACUGGUCAUCAGUAUCAUUAAUGAAAAAGAAACAAACUGUUAUCAUCUCUUUAGACAAAUAAGCUGAAUGGUGGGCUUUAAAUAGUAAAAACAUACACAUAGUUGACUUGUGUAUGAGCUACUCUUGGAUUCUUGUUAUUAUAGACUUGUAUUUAGUUCAUAUUUUGUCAAAAGCAAAACAAGAAGAUACAUCACUUUUCAUUGAAAAGAAAAGUGUAGAGCAUGACUGAAUUGCUCAUCAUUCUGGGAGUUUCCAUGUAGUGGCUAUGCAGUGUGGAAAGUGAGAAAAACCUCCAUUGUGGUGAGGAGAAUACUUCAAUGUCCCUUGUCCUUGUUCUCAUUAAUUCAGCUAAAGGUGGAUUUGACCAAAAUAAUACUGGUUAAAUUUGUAGAAAUGUCGAAAUUGGCUGUGUUUUUAAUUUUGCUUGAAUUUUUAUAAAAUGUUUAACCAAAUGUAUCUUUGCAUUCUUUAAUUAAAAUUGCUUAAAAAAAAAACCUUUCAUUAUUUCAGUAAAAUGUUCAGCUCCCUUUUUAAAAUGCCCUUUAUUUGCUAACUGUUCCAGUACACUCAGGUGAUGAGCCAAUUAAAUCUUAGUGCACAUGCUAUCGCAUGGAAAAUUACAAGCAUCUGUUGUCAAUAAUUAUCUAUAUAAGAGUUUAGUCUGAUGACCUACAAAAUAUUUUCUGUAUAAAUAUUCUAUAAAUCUGUACAUAUCCUUUCAAGGUUUCAAAAAGCCAAAAAGAAAGGAAAAUAUGUACACUGUGAUAACUAAAUUAUUUCUGUAUUGGAAUAUAAUACAAUUCGAGACCAGCAAUGGACAAUGAAUGAUUGUUUCAUAGGCUAGCAUUAUGGACAGGAAAGAAACCACCUAGUAGAUCUAGAAGUAAGCAAUCUCAGAAUACAGACUAAUCUGAGAUGAUUAUUGAUUGUUGUUAAAGCAACCCAGCAGAAGCGAAAUGGAAGCAUUAAAAUUAAUGUUAAUGAAAUUUAAAUAUUGUCUUCUAUAAAAAAAUUCCUUUAAAUUAUUUUGUUUUUUCAUUAAGAGAUAAUCAGAACACAAAUUGAUAGUAAAGAAGAUGGUUGUUUUUCUACUCCAUAUGAUCAUUAAAGGAAUAUGUCGGACGUCUUUUUCAUACAGUCUGUUAUGCAUAUUUUCCUCUACUCUUCAUUAAUAAAGCUUUUAUGUUCACAUUUUAUAACAUGCAGUACUAGAUACAAAAGUUUACAUCAAAGUUUACUUUAAAUAUCAUUUGGUAGGGACUAAAUGUGUGUGAUACAGAUAAUUGAUCAAGCCAAAAGAAAUAUUUUUUAAAUAAGCCCUAUUCAAAAGUUUUUGAAUUUAUAGAAAGUACCAAUGAAUAACAUAUUUCUGUUAAGUUAAUGUCUGCUGUCUGAACAUUCAGCAGCUUAUAAAUUGCUUAAUUUGUGUUAUCCAAUAAACCUAUAGUUCCAUGAUAUGUCACAGGAAGUGUUAGGUCCUAUUUUAAAGGUACAGUUUUGUGAAUGUCAUCAAUAAAAUCAACAGUUACGGAUUUGAAGAAGUUGAAAAACAUUAUGUAGAUUAAUAUACUGAUUGGUUCCCUAUCUCUGUGGAAGGUCAUAUUAGCUGCAGUUAUUUAAUUCACUGUGUUAUUUUGUGUUAUAUAACACAAAUGUAUAUUAACUUCAUUUUUACUGUCAUUUUUUCUGUUGUAUACAAAAUGAACUAAUCUUGUAGUUAUUUUCAAAUAUAAAAAUAUAUACAUUUACCUUACAUGGAUUUACAAGAUUUUGUAAGAAAAUCUUAAAUCAGUGUUUUGAGUUAUUUUAUUUAAUGUUUAAAUUAAUCUACAAAUUAUGCACAACAAACGAGAGACUCAGUUAGGAUUAGAAAGCUUAAAGUAUGUUUGAGUGUAGGAAAUAAGCUUCUUAGAGUUAUACUUGAUUCCAUCUGUAGAUAAGAGACAGUCUGCAGUAAUAACUAACCCAGAGAAUUUAUUGUAAUUUGAGAGGUAACAUCUCUAUUUUUUUUUCUUUCUAAAUACUAAGAAAGUAAUAGUCACCAGCAAGCCACGAUUUCAGGAAAACUGACCAAAAAAAAAAAAAAGUCAAAAUAGAAAAUAUCAGAGAAAUGAAAGAUUUUUAUGUGCCCUCUCCAUAUCCUCAUUGUUUUGUUGGCAUUUGUCCUUGACUCUAAAACCCUUGAAGUAUUCAUGAUUAGUAGUUUGUAAGUAGGAAGUGGUUUUUCUGUAUGUACCAUAUAUCCAGUCAUUUCAGUUUUCAAACUAAAAACCAUAUAUAUUUGCUGAGAAAGUUAUUUGAAAUCUUAUAUUCUGACAAAUUCUGUACAUUACAUCCAUUUAAAGUUUUGCAUCAUCUUAACACUUUUGCUUUGCAUUUCAAUUGUACGAAGUGUUUCCGAAAAAAUGGUUAUAGAUUCGACUGAGCUAUUUCUAACUUCUCCAUUUGAUUUUUUAUGGAUGUGAAAAAUGCUGCUACUUGUCUGUGUUACUAUGUGUAAGUAUAUUACAGUUUAAUUAAGUACAGUAGUUUAAAGAACGAAGCAUUUUUUUUUUUUUUUUUUUUGGCUUAGAACUUCUUAAUUGUAGGUUCCUCUGAAGCUAUUUCCUGUAGAUAUGUGAGUGUUUUAAACAAGUCUGAAAGUGUUACAUACCUUUAGGUUCAGGGGUGCUGGGGAGACAGCUGAGGAAAGGAAGAAUAUGUGGAAGACACCACGGAAUUCAAAGUUUUACCCUGAGUUCUAUCUUCCAUAUAUGUUUUGCUUAAGGCAUUUCUCAUGUGACAUUAGAAAAGCUAUAUCCAAAGGUAAAUUUUUUGUGGCAAAGGUUUAUUUUACACUUUAACUUUUGGGAUUUUAUUUGUUUCAGCAAAAUAAAGAGCACUGAACUUUAAACUUGAAUUUUUUCUGCACUUUUUUAGGUAAUGAAAACUUUUUAUUAUCAUUUAAUCCACAUUGCUCAGUUUAAACCAAGUGAUACAUGUGUAUAAAACAUACCAAAAUGAUGAAUAUGCUGCUAGCUGUACCUUAAAUAAACUGAUCAGUUUUAAAACCUUUAAUAGGGUUUUAUAUAGAUUUAAAAAAUAGUAAAAUAAUCUGCUGUAUGUUUCAGUGUUCUUGGUCUUAAAUUAUUGCAACACUUUCAGAUUUGUUUUAAGAUCACACAGUAACAUGUUAUAUUUAUACAUACUGCUAGAAAAUAUACUUUUAGUUUUAAAAUGGAAUUUUUAUAAAUGUACUUUAAUUUUAAAAAUGGUGAACUUGUUAAGUUUAAGUCAAAGUACUUAAAAAGUAUGUAUAUUAUCCAUACAAAAAGUUAUGUUUUACGCUUAUAAUAAGAAAUACUGGUAUCUCAUAUCGAGAUACAAUUAAUUUAAAAAAAUCAUACAUCAUUUAAAAAUCUUCACACAUGAACAGGAAAGAUAUCAUUUCUGUGCUUUAAAAAACCCUCUAUUGAGCAUUUUCAAAUAUUAAUUUUAUUUUGGGGGAAAAUGCCCACAACAAUAAUUGCAAGAUCUCUCUCAAUAGCUUCAGCUUGCUGUUGGACGCCUACCUUAACUAUUGUUUUAAAAUAUAGAUAUAUAUAUAUAUAUUUAAAAUAGUUUUCCAGGUAUUUUCUUCUACCUUUUUUAAAAAUAAAUUUCCAAAAAUGAAAACAGAGUUUAUGUAUUUUUGUCAAUGAAGGUUUUUAUUUUGUAGUUUAUAGAAUUUGUUCCUUAUCAGUUUGAUACUUGAUCAACAUUCUUAGACUUUUUAAUCUGUAUUUACUUUGGGGGAUAAAAAAGCACUCCUAUAUCUUAAAUGUCCUUUUUUUUUUUUUCUUUUCCCUUUUAGGGUAUUUGUUCUCUUGGAUUGAAAUGUAUGCCCACAGAUUUUUCUUUUCAUUUGAAAAUGAAUGUGAAGAUAUUGUUUACAGCUUUUGUUAAUUGCACUUUUCAUCACUCUGAUCAAUUUCUUGUAAAGUGCUAUGGGGAUUAUUUUUCUUGUGAAUAUUAAUGAUUUUACUACUGCCUUCGAAGUUUUAAAAAAGGUUCUGUAGACAGAAAACAGUUGUUGCAAUCAAAAAUAACCAAAAAAAAAAAAAAAAGAAAGGGAAAACUGGCUUACCUUUCUCAGAUGAAUUAAAUGAUUUUAAUAACUUCCCAAUUACCAGGGUUAUAACAUUGCUUUCUUCAGUUACUAAUACAAAUUAAUUUUAACAAUAUAGGCACAAUUCAUUUACAAAUUCAGUACAGUAGUCCAGGGCUACAUGUAAGUGGUCUGUUUAUUUUAUUCUUUACAUCAGAAAUAUCAUGAAUGUCAGUUUUGCCAGUAUUUUACAAUGAGACUCAUCGUUUAAAAUCUUAUAGUGUAUGGCAUGUAAAUAAACCAGUAUUUAUUGUAGGUUGUUUGACUCAGGCAUUUCAAAUGGAUAUAGGUUAAUGGCAAUGGAAUCCUGUUUAUUUGGUAGAGUUUUUUUUUAACUUUUGCAAUUUGUUUUGUGUUGUCUAAACUUUGCUUCAACUGAAGACAGUGUAAGGAGUUGAAAAUAGAAUCAACAUAGCAAUGGAAAGCAAUGCAAAGAGGGUAAAUCAUGUUUUAAUUUUUUUAACUUUUUUUUUUUGUAAAUAAAUAGUACUGUGAUACGUUAGGUGUGAUCUCUGUUCCACAUGAUAGUUAGAACCAGAAAAACACUUUUGCUUUCUAGUUAUACUAUUGGUUCAUUGUAAAUGCAUUACCAAAAGACAAUAUGAAAAAGAGCAAGAUUAAGUUUUUCUAACAUUGUCCACUUCAGGGACAAGCAUGCUUGGUAUAGAGCUCUAGCUUGUGUAUACCUUCAACUGUAACUUGCAGGUGUUUUUCAGUUGCUGCACUUUUUAUUUAAUCUUGCUCAGUCCCAGUAACUAUCUCAAAGGUAAUUGCUGGAAUAUGCAUUUUGAAAUAUGGUUUAAAAAAAUCUGUGUAUUGUUUCAUCUAAAAAGAAAAGCAGUAUUGCAAACACUAAAAACAUGUUAAACUUUGUAGUUAUUUUGCAUUCCUGUACUUUACAAACUGUCAUCACAGCAAAAAGUUUAAAAUUAGGUAAUGAAAUAUUUUUGUAAAUAAAUACCGUUAAGCUGGUAUUUUAAAAAAUGUAUUAUAAAUUAAUGUUUCUGGAAAAUGUUCAUAUAUAUGUAUAUGAAUGUCUCUUUAUGCUGAAGGGCUCUGAUUGGGCAAAAUAAAAUACUCUAAUCUCUCCUGAAACUAAA
Messenger RNA from Piliocolobus tephrosceles (Ugandan red Colobus), 9631 nucleotides. It is a transcript of the gene STXBP5, whose product is annotated as syntaxin binding protein 5. NCBI's taxonomy places the organism in Eukaryota, Metazoa, Chordata, Mammalia, Primates, Cercopithecidae. The record is from RefSeq and is a predicted model, not a curated record. The transcript has 28 exons. Gene Ontology annotation, cellular component: cytoplasm; plasma membrane; SNARE complex. Gene Ontology annotation, molecular function: syntaxin binding; GTPase activator activity; myosin II binding. The coding region runs from base 459 to 3917 and encodes 1152 amino acids. Gene Ontology annotation, biological process: exocytosis; Golgi to plasma membrane transport.